AUGCUCACAACGGCAUUAACUCUCCUGUGCGCACUGGGAUAUGUGUCGUCCUCCUUCGCUAAGAGCUCGCCGUCAAGCAAUGGUUCAUCAACCGUAUACUUCCGUCAGGCGGCCACCACUUCGGCUGCGUUUCCAUACACCCCGUCUCCAAACGGACUCAAGUGUAUUGUGACACCUUUGGGCCGGGACCGGGACGACUCAUCCCAGAUUCUUGCCGCUGUCCAAAAAUGCGGAAUCAAUGGGACCAUUACACUACCGGCUCUAUAUGUCUAUACGAUUUCAAGGCGGAUGCACAUGAACCUCCAGAAUGCGCGCUUGGAAAUUUUUGUUCAGAACCAGUCAACAGGGUGGAUUGUUGAAGGCAACAACUUCGAAAUCAAUGGAGACGGCUGGAUGCAGGGCGGUGUCAAUGGCAAUGGACAGGCAUGGAUGACCCAUGCAGCGGGGCAUAGUAACCAAUUUGGUCGUCCAAUUGUCAUUUCAAUCUUCAACUCCUCCAAUGUGAUUGUGACCAACUUUUCCAUUCGACAGCCAAUGUUCUGGAGUUUCUGGAUUCAAGACUCAUACAACGUCGAAAUCAGCAAGGUGUAUAUCAAUGGUACCAACACGGAUCCCUACGGAAAUUCUUCCAACUACGAAACGAACAUUGAUGGCCUCGAUUCAUUGCGAGUCGAUCACCUUCUGGUAAGAGAUUGGCAAUUCCACGGCGGAGAUGAUUGUCUGGCCCCGAAAGGGAAUACGACCAACAUGGUCAUCAACAAUAUGACUUGUGCCGGAGGUGGAAUCGCGUUCGGAUCAAUUUGCCAAUACGUUGACUCGCCGGACUAUAUUUUCAACGUGACGGCCACAAAUAUCUCAGUCUCCAAGACAUUAAUUCGCGCACUGGGGGAGCUGCAGUAUCUGGUGGAGCUUACUUCAAAUCUUGGGUAG
Cladophialophora bantiana CBS 173.52 is the source of this 930-nucleotide messenger RNA. RefSeq lists its product as uncharacterized. Gene Ontology annotation, biological process: carbohydrate metabolic process. The transcript has 3 exons. NCBI's taxonomy places the organism in Eukaryota, Fungi, Ascomycota, Eurotiomycetes, Chaetothyriales, Herpotrichiellaceae. Bases 1 to 930 code for a protein of 309 amino acids. The record is from RefSeq and is a predicted model, not a curated record. Gene Ontology annotation, molecular function: polygalacturonase activity.